Messenger RNA from Budorcas taxicolor (takin), 1151 nucleotides. RefSeq names its product zinc finger protein 32 (gene ZNF32). The record is from RefSeq and is a predicted model, not a curated record. Gene Ontology annotation, biological process: regulation of transcription by RNA polymerase II. Gene Ontology annotation, cellular component: nucleus. The coding region runs from base 142 to 963 and encodes 273 amino acids. Gene Ontology annotation, molecular function: DNA-binding transcription factor activity, RNA polymerase II-specific; RNA polymerase II cis-regulatory region sequence-specific DNA binding. The transcript has 3 exons. NCBI's taxonomy places the organism in Eukaryota, Metazoa, Chordata, Mammalia, Artiodactyla, Bovidae.
GUCCGGUCCGCUCGCGCCGGCGUUCCUAAGGGCUCGGUGCCGGCCUUUGUCUGCGGGCGCGCGCGGCUGUGGUACUCAAGUACAGCCCAUGGAAGAGUCAUACGAAGAGGUGGUGAUCAAGCUCAUACAGCAGGAGGGGACAUGUUUGGAUUUCCAACAGCUACCCUGCUGGACUGUCAUGGAAGAUAUGCCCAGAAUGUAGCCUUUUUCAAUGUGAUGACAGAAGCCCACCACAAAUAUGAUCAGUCUGAGGCCACAGGAUCCUCAAGCUGGGAUUUCCAGAGUUCUUUCAGAAGAGAGAAGCUGGAACAAAAAUCCCCAGAUUCUAAGACACUACAGGAAGAUUCACCUGGAGUGAGACAGAGGAUCUAUGAGUGCCAGGAAUGUGGAAAAUCCUUCAGGCAGAAGGGUAGUCUAACAUUACAUGAGAGAAUCCACACUGGUCAGAAGCCCUUUGAGUGUACCCAUUGUGGAAAAAGCUUUAGGGCCAAAGGCAAUCUUGUUACACAUCAACGAAUACACACAGGAGAGAAGCCCUAUCAGUGCAAGGAAUGUGGGAAAAGCUUUAGUCAACGAGGUAGUCUGGCCGUUCAUGAAAGACUCCACACGGGACAGAAACCCUAUGAGUGUGCUAUUUGUCAGAGAAGCUUCAGGAAUCAAAGUAACCUUGCUGUUCACAGAAGAGUUCAUAGUGGUGAGAAGCCCUAUAGAUGUGAUCAGUGUGGAAAAGCCUUCAGUCAGAAAGGAAGCCUAAUUGUUCAUAUCAGAGUCCACACAGGCCUGAAGCCCUAUGCCUGUGCACAGUGCAGGAAGAGUUUCCACACCAGGGGGAAUUGUGUUCUGCAUGGCAAAAUCCACACAGGAGAGACACCCUAUCUGUGUGGCCAGUGUGGGAAAAGCUUCACUCAGAGAGGGAGUCUGGCUGUGCACCAGCGAAGCUGCUCACAAAGGCUCACCCUGUAACCACUGUCUUCCGAGGAAGUUCUGUUUAUGAAUUAACAACAUAAAAUCACCUGAGAUUAAACAGCCUAUCCAGUUUUAUGGAAUGAAUGGAGACUCCUUCAGAAAGACCAUCACUGGGUAGAGCAAACUGAGUUUUCUUUUUUUCCCCAAAUGAGUAUGAAAAAUAAAUGUCUUGUUUAUUAUCAUUA